Molecule: messenger RNA, 276 nt
Organism: Miscanthus lutarioriparius
Lineage: Eukaryota; Viridiplantae; Streptophyta; Magnoliopsida; Poales; Poaceae
Source: the annotation of a GenBank genome assembly
AUGCCGCGGGAGGAGUGGCGCCGGCUCCCCUGCGCGCGCGUGCUGGUCACCGUGGCGGGGCUGGACAUGCUCAGCGCCAGGGGCCGUGCGUACGUCCACGCACUCAGGGCCAGCGGUUGGCCCGGCGAGGCGGAACUGUACGAGACGCCCGGCGAGUAUCACGUCUACUUCCUUAACAAGCCCGACAGCGAGAAGGCGGCGAAGGAGAUGGAGGUUCUAGUGAACUUCAUCAAUGGCGAUCAAGUGAGCAACACAGCUUCAAGAAUGGACGCCUGA